UACUCUUGCCUCUAGGCCCAUUUGCCCGCACAGAAAGAUGCUCACUCAGAUGAGGGCAAGCGAGCAGACAGGGGAACCUGCCUAGAACCAGCGCCUCUCGCCUCAGCACGUAACUGCCGAAGCUCUCUCUAUAAAUAAGCGCACACAUUCAUGAUUCAUCUCCUCGUUCCAGCAAUCCACCCCGGUGAAAGACGCAGGCAACCAAUUUCACACGCACGAGUGAUUGAGCGAGCAAGAUGGCGAAUCUGUUCCUGAAGCAGGCGAAGCAGUACGCGGCGACACGGCCGGCCUACCCGCCGGAGCUCUUCGAGUUCAUCGCGUCCAAGACGGCCCGCCAUGACCUGGCAUGGGACGUCGGCACAGGCAGCGGCCAGGCCAUAGCGCCGCUAGCGAAGCUGUACAAGGAAGUGGUUGGCACAGACACGAGCGCGCAGCAGCUCUCCUACGCGCCUCCCCUCCCCAACGUCCGCUACGUGCACACCCCAGCAGACCUUCCGCUGGCGGGCAUCCACGCGGCCGUGGCGCCGCCUUCCUCCGUGGACGUCAUCACCGUGGCGCAGGCUUUCCACUGGCUCGACCUGCCGCGCUUCUACGCGGAUGCCCGCUCCGUCCUGCGCGCGCCGCACGGCGUCCUGGCCGCCUGGUGCUACACCGAGCCCCGCGUGGACGCCGGCGGCGCCGUGGACGCCGCCUUCUGGCGCCUCUACGAGGCCUCGCAGCCGCACUGGGCGCCCAACCGCAAGAUGGUCGACGACGAGUACCGGAGCGUGGAAUUCCCCUUCGACCCCGUGGACGGGGAGGCGCACACGGGCCCCUUCGAGUUCUCCACGGAGCGGCGCAUGGACCUGGAUGACUACCUCACGUACAUCAGCUCCUGGUCCGCGUACCAGACGGCCAAGGACAAGGGCGUCGAGCUGCUCGACGAGGCCACGGUUCGGGAGUUCGCUGCGGCGUGGGGCGGCGACCGCGGGGUGGUCAAGACGGUCAGGUACCCCGUCUUCCUUAGGAUCGGCAAGGUCAGGCCAGAAUCAGAUGUAUGAUGAUCAGCGAGUGAAGAAAGGGGUGUUUGUUGGACCAUUCUAUUUGGAUUUCCACGCUCUUUUUUAGGAAGAGUCAAUAAAUAAAUGAACCAUAAACCAAUUUCUCAUGUAACUUUUGUAGUGUUGUAAUCAAUAAUUUACCAACUGUUCAGGCUCAAUCAUAGUUUAGGCUGAAAUUUAUUAUGAACCAUUUUCGAAUCAGGUAGUAAGAGGUUUUUCUGAUC
Brachypodium distachyon (stiff brome) is the source of this 1264-nucleotide messenger RNA. Its product is annotated as putative methyltransferase DDB_G0268948. The transcript has 2 exons. The coding region runs from base 237 to 1040 and encodes 267 amino acids. Lineage: Eukaryota; Viridiplantae; Streptophyta; Magnoliopsida; Poales; Poaceae. Gene Ontology annotation, molecular function: S-adenosylmethionine-dependent methyltransferase activity. The record is from RefSeq and is a predicted model, not a curated record.